AUGGAACAAGUUCGAGAACAGAAAUUCCGUUGCAAGUAUUGUAGCAAGUGCUGUAUCAGUGGGAAGUCGUUGGGCGGUCACAUGAAGGGGCAUCUGUCUUUGAUUUCUGCUGCCAAAAGGGGGAAAAUGGAAAGUGAAUCCCAAUUGGGCUUUGAAGACGACGAUCUUGAUGAGAUUGAUCAUGGGUUCAAAGAGAAUUUCAAGAUUUCUUGCAGGGCUUCAGCAAAGCAAUCAAACAGUAGAGUAAAAUCAGAAAAGAUUGGGAAUCGGAGAAUUUUGGGUCUUCUAAGUGAUGAUGAUCAAGAUCAUGAACAGGUUCAGGAAGGAUACAGUCUGAGAGGAAACCCCAAGAAAUCUAUGAAGGCUUCUGGUUUAAGAAAUCUCUGGGCUCCAAAAAGAGGAAAAAUGUGCAAGGAAUGCGGCAAAAGAUUUCCCUCUCCAAGAGCUCUGGCUGGUCACAUGCGUUCUCAUUCCAUGAAACAAAGGGAUCAGCAUCUUUGUCAGAAGUGCGGAAAAGGUUUUGAUUCAGUGAGAGCUAUGUAUGGGCAUUUGAGAUCGCAUUCCAAAAGAUCCAGAGAAGACUGCUCUGAAUCCGCAGAAGAUGGCUUCUUUGAUUUUUACGUUGUCUGUCCGAGGAAGAAACGAUCGAUCAUGAGGUACAAAUAUGGUCAAAGCUUCUCUCUUUCCUCUUUUCCAUGUGCCCUUUUUUCUGAAGAAGUAGAACAUGCUGCUAUGGCCUUGAUGAUGCUGUCAAUGGGUGUCAGAAGCUUGGAUGGAUUUAGUAGCCCUGUAGAGGAUGCUGCUGGUUUUGCUCACUCUGUUGAUUGGGAAGAGUUGAGGAAUAAAGAGGAAAUGAUUGAAGUUUCUGCUGAUGGUGUUGAUUGUGAUGAUCUUAGCAAAGUUGAUCAGACAGAGAAGGAAAUGGAGGAGCUGGAAAUUUGCUAUUCUGGGUCAAGCGAUUCUUGCUCAAAACAGGAAGAGUCUGAUAAUGACGUGGGUUCUGAAUCUGUUGAUGACUUGAAAACAGAAGCUGAAUCUGAAGGAUCAAUUGAGGAUUCUCACUGCAGUAAUAAAUACAUGAAGAACAGCAUUGGUGCUUCUUCUGAACUGGAACUGGAUGAAAUGCUGGAUGUUGGAAUUGAUCAAAAAGAUGUCCAAUUAGCAAAUUCUGAUCAAUCCAGGCAAGCCAAGUCUGAUGCUGAUGAGCAAGAAUUGGAAGGGAACUCAUCUGAUGUGAGGAAAUGGGAUGAAACUGCUUCUGAAAUCUUGACGAAUACUGAAAAGAAGCGCGUGCAUAAAUGUAGCUCCUGUAAUAAGAUCUUUGGCUCACAUCAAGCACUAGGUGGUCACAGAAACAGGUCAAAAUGGCUUGGUACUUGUUCUUCUACUUCAAACACAGAGACUGGCCAAUUGUCUGAAAAGAAGUGCAAUGGUACUUUUGCUGAUGGAGGAAGUGGUGGUGAUCAUGCGGGCAUGGAAAUGUCAGUUUCAGAGGCAUAUAAGAUCAAAGAACAUGAAUGUGGCAUAUGCUUCAAGGUUUUUGCAACAGGGCAAGCAUUAGGUGGUCAUAAGAGGGCUCAUUAUGCUAGUUCCUCUGCGGAAAUCGUAAUGAAAAAGAUCACAGUUGGAAACCAGGAGCUUCAUUCUGUGCAAAAUGUAUGUGGUGUGAACAAUGUUCCACUGAUUGGCCAUAGAAAGCCCAGAGAUAAUGUCGGCUUCAAGCCAUGGUUGAUUGUAAAUGGUCAUCGUGGGACUAGUUCCUUACUGAUUUCGAAUUGA
Messenger RNA from Oldenlandia corymbosa var. corymbosa, 1779 nucleotides. The record is from the annotation of a GenBank genome assembly. Lineage: Eukaryota; Viridiplantae; Streptophyta; Magnoliopsida; Gentianales; Rubiaceae.